AUGGGCUGCACUUUUUCCUUAUCAGAUAAUGCAAAGAAAGAUGAAAUGAAGAGAUGCAAAUCCUCCAGAGAUCAUGCAGCUCAUCAAUUAGCUUCCCGCAAGACUAAGAAGACUCAGCGACGCCUCCAUCAUCGUUGGCAAUCACGUCACGUCUAUAAAUCCGGUGGCGGCCGAAUGGGAGGUGCUAGCGGUGGCGCCAGAGAUGGCGACAUCAUCCUCAUGAUGGGUGCUGCAGUUUAUGUCCAGAUGGAUUCUGGGCUUGGUAUCUUCCAUGCUGGUGGUGCCUGUGGCAGCGGCGGAGCUUGUGGUGGCGGCGGAGGUAUUUUAAUUUACAAGCUUUUUUUUUUUUGGAAGAUAAUCCUUUGUACUCAGGGGCCAAAAUUCCAUGUUUUAGGGAUUCAAUUUGAAGCAUCAGGUCACAAAUCUCCCGGAGGAGAGAUCGCGUUCGCGAGCCCGGCGCUGGUGCUUACGAAGCCAAAACUGCUCUUGACAAGGAAUCCGGCGGUUCUUCCGGCAAGGACCUGUCAACGGAGCCGCUGGUCAGAAAAGCUCGAUGUCGGUGCCAGAAAUCGUCUUGGAGCCGGAGAGGAGAUCGAGAGGGAGAGGACAGGAGAGGAUUUGAUUAUAGGUCAACGACUCCAGAGGCGACUCGGAUUCAUUGUGUAUAUAGGCGCACAAACUUGGAGGCAAUUCACAUCCAAUCCAACAUUCAAUUCACUGCACAAAGCCAUGGGGUGCGGUUUUUCCGUAGGAGAUGGGAAGACAAAGGAAGGGAGAACAGAGGCUCAAGCUGCCCGUAAAACCAAGAAGCAGGCUCAGCGACCACGUGCCCACCGUCGCCGACAACCACGUUACGGGUAUCAAACUGGAAGCGACGGUGGCAUGAUCUUCAUGACGGGUGCUGCAGCUUCUGGGAUGUACGGGGGUGGUGGCGGUUGCGGCGGAGGAGGAGGGUUGUGGUGGAGGCGGUGGUUGCGGUGGCGGAGGAGGUUGCGGGGGCGGUGGAUGUUGAUGCGUACAUGGAUAAUAACAUCUGGACCUCUUAAUUAAUUAGCUAGUAGUAUUCUAGAAUUGUUUUCAAUUUUUCCUUUUUUGGUAAGUGAAAUAUGUUAGUGAGAAGACAAAUUAUAUGUAAAUGAGCUUGCUUACAUGUGUCGCGUACUCACCGCGAAGACAUGAGCAGAAUUCUUCACCCAA
Molecule: messenger RNA, 1197 nt
Organism: Neltuma alba
Lineage: Eukaryota; Viridiplantae; Streptophyta; Magnoliopsida; Fabales; Fabaceae
Exons: 3
Coding region: 1-1050 (349 amino acids)
Source: RefSeq, a predicted model, not a curated record